AUGCUGUCCAUCACACCCCAGGCAGACCACCACAGCCAGUCCCUCCUCUACCUUCCCUACAGACCGCUGUCUUCGUCGAACAACCGGGCCUCCGACCUGCCCUACCUCACCACCAUCGUCAGCACCAUGGGUCACAGCCUCCACCACGCCGGCAACACGGCCACGGCAAUCUCUGUCAAGGAUUCCGCCAGCGUCGCCCAGGCGCUUGAGAUUGCCCGCGAGAGCCCUGACGGCGCAUCAGACCCGACUGUUAGCAGCAUCCUGGAGAGCGCUAUCAGCUCGAUCUGGGCCAAGGUCGCCGCGCAGCCCGAGACUUACGUCCUGACCCGCGACGAGUUCGCCGUCUUCAACUACUUCCAACACCGCUUCACCGGCAACAAGAUUGCCAUGGCCGCCCGCAAGCGCUACUGGGACAACGCCCGCGCGUGA
Messenger RNA from Colletotrichum chrysophilum, 429 nucleotides. RefSeq lists its product as uncharacterized. The coding region runs from base 1 to 429 and encodes 142 amino acids. NCBI's taxonomy places the organism in Eukaryota, Fungi, Ascomycota, Sordariomycetes, Glomerellales, Glomerellaceae. The record is from RefSeq and is a predicted model, not a curated record. The transcript has a single exon.